This is a messenger RNA of Tilletiopsis washingtonensis, 1013 nucleotides long. RefSeq lists its product as hypothetical. NCBI's taxonomy places the organism in Eukaryota, Fungi, Basidiomycota, Exobasidiomycetes, Entylomatales. Bases 255 to 797 code for a protein of 180 amino acids. The record is from RefSeq and is a predicted model, not a curated record. The transcript has a single exon.
UGCCGAGCAGCUGGAUGAGCUGCAGCGACGGGACGGUGACUACGAAUCGGAAGGGCGCAGGAACAGCAGAGCGCAGCAAAGGUGCGCCUGCGGCUGCGGCACUUGGAUGAGGCAGCGGACCUUGCGCAGGACCUGUUGAUGCGGCCUUCAUCUCCAGUCCGCCUGCGCUAGGUGUGUGACGCCGCUAGUUGUGACGAGCGUGAGCCCUCUCGCAGAACGCAGAUACGAGGAGAUGCCGCUGGGGCCGGUGAUGCAUGCAGAGGAUGGCGAGACACCUCAGCGCAGUCGCGAUUGUAGAGCAGCGUGCCGGAGAGAGCCGAGACGUCAAGGUGCCGGACGCUGCUGACCGGACAAGCACUGGUGCGGCGACGCCUCAGUUUCUUUCGGGGACAGGCGAUGGAUACAUCACUCACCGCAAGGGCGGCGCUCGCAGCAGUAGCGACGCUCAUCUCACGUGGGCCUUGGAGCGCCGCGCCGGCAAGCUCAGUGAGAAGCGCACGCGUCUGAGCAUCGUUGCCCGGCGAGCGCUUGUGAAUGCUAGCACAGAUGGCCGCGAGAGCAUCCGAGGGGCCCGCGCCUGUUCCUGCCAGCCUCUCGAGCGUAGCUGCCCAGUAGAGGUCGCUUGCACGGCCCAAAGCCUGCUCCGCGGGCGACACCGCAGCAGGAGCGCCGGCCGGAGCGUCGUGCUGCCACGAGCAUCCCUUGCGGUCCUUCAUGCAGGCCGCGCAUCGCACAGCUGCGCUCUUGCGCUGGCGGCCUGUCUCUGCCGCAGGCAUGCAAGCCUCUGCUCGGUCUAGCUUGCUGCAGAGCGUGCACGGGUGAUCCGGGCGCAGCGCGCUGCUGGGCCAUGCGUGCAGAAGCGCGCCCAGGUCAGACGGGAGAUGCAGCAGAGCUUGCGCGCCCUUUUCGCCAAGCGGGACAGCGGCUGCGAGGCGGAACUGCUGCACAGCGAGCGAAGGCAGGCCGGGGCCCAGUCCGGAUCGCCAAUAAGCGGGCAGAUGGUCGACCGGCUC